This is a messenger RNA of Haemonchus placei, 909 nucleotides long. The record is from the annotation of a GenBank genome assembly. Lineage: Eukaryota; Metazoa; Nematoda; Chromadorea; Rhabditida; Trichostrongylidae.
AUGAAGGAAGAGUCAACCGGGUGCCAAGGCCAGCUACCAGGGGCAUGGUUCUAUGAGAUGGGCGACGACGCAUCCGCAUCACCCACGUACGAUCUCGAUGAAAUGGCACCAUUUCGAGGAAUUCUCGGUUCGAGGAACUGCUCAGAAAGUGUCGAAGUGCCAAGCAGUGAGCAUGUCGCGGAAAUCGUCGGCAGACAAGGAUGCAAGAUCAAAGCUCUCCGAGCGAAGACCAACACCUACAUCAAAACGCCAAUACGAGGCGAGGACCCAGUCUUUGUGGUUACUGGCAAGGCGGAAGACGUACUCGAAGCGAAAAGGGAAAUUGAGUGUGCUGCUGAGCACUUCACGCAAAUUCGAGCCAGCCGACAUAAAAUUGUUCCAGGUGGAGCACCUGCACCCGGGCAUGUUACUUUGUACGUUCGUGUUCCACUUCGAGUUGUAGGAUUGGUCGUUGGACCGAAAGGAGCGACGAUCAAAAGGAUUCAGCAAGACACUCACACAUAUAUCAUCACGCCCAGUCGUGAAAGAGAACCAAUCUUUGAGGUCACCGGAUUGCCACAGAACGUUGAGGCAGCCCGUAAAGAAAUAGAACAACACAUUUAUCAACGCACUGGAAAUAUGCCCAUGACAGAUCCAGAGGCGUCUAUCACUCAGUACUCAAAUAUGCAAGUAAGACAACUUGCUGUAUUCGGAGCUAUAAGUAAUGCUUUGAGAAGUUAUCCACAAACAACGAAACCGUCGUCAUAUUCUGCUGGGGGAUCUCCACCAGCGGUAUCUCCAUCAUUCUUUGGUUCAUCGUCUUCGAGUACGACUUCAACUGCUUUCCAACCGUGGUCUAACAACCUGUACACGGGACUAGGAUUGAAUGAAACUUCUGGUAAGUUCCUUCAUAACUUGGUUUUACGUUGA